AUGUCAGCACCAAAGACUUCCAAGCGGUUUGCCUCCUUGCGACCCGAGAGCAAGGCUACUAUUGGCGAGAAACUCCAGUUUUGGCGAGACACCCGGCGCGACACUUACUCGAUUCUGUCGGACAAGACCCAGUCAAGUCGAGAUCAACUAUGGGAAGAUUGGCAGGCUUUCUUCUCGCAAAUAGGUGAAGACCCAGAGCAGAUCUGGCUCGAUCUUUGCGACAACAAGGACGAGGCUAGGAGUCUAUGCCUCGUGUUCCUCGAGGUUUGCGUGGAGAACUCCCAAACUCUUCGACCUGUCCUUGGACCAGAGGAGAAUGCUUAUGUGCAGACAAUCACCUCUGCAAACGCUCUAUUGCAAAUAUGGAAAGGACUGAUAGCACACGCAGACGAGAAGGUGCUCGAUCAAGCGCGGAAGCGUGACCCGAAGAACAGGGCACAUUGGACACUGAAGUACACGAACCACGAUGGCGGGCGUAAUCGCGGGCCCGCUAAUCGCGUUGCCAGCGCAUUCACAAGGCCCUUCACCUCCGUGGAGGAUCUCCUCACCCUACCACGGCUCGAAGGCGUGGACUACCUUGAGGUGUCGUGGAAACCGGAGAUGGCCGACAAAGAGAUUAUCCCGAUAAAAUAUCAUCAGUACUACAAGAUUUGGCGUCUAGUUAACUUGGCUGCCGGGUUCCGCGAUGGACUGCGUCCGACGUCGAUGAGGGUGGGGGCUGGCGCCCGUAUCGUACCGGGCAGAGCACCGAGGCUAUACGUAGCGCUGCCGCCGCAGAAAAUCCCCGGGCCUCUCACUAUCAAGGUCAAUGCCAGGAUGCCGUGA
Molecule: messenger RNA, 825 nt
Organism: Emericellopsis cladophorae
Lineage: Eukaryota; Fungi; Ascomycota; Sordariomycetes; Hypocreales; Bionectriaceae
Exons: 4
Coding region: 1-825 (274 amino acids)
Source: RefSeq, a predicted model, not a curated record